This is a messenger RNA of Scomber japonicus (chub mackerel), 4829 nucleotides long. RefSeq names its product EMSY transcriptional repressor, BRCA2 interacting (gene emsy). Gene Ontology annotation, cellular component: nucleoplasm. The coding region runs from base 188 to 4054 and encodes 1288 amino acids. Lineage: Eukaryota; Metazoa; Chordata; Actinopteri; Scombriformes; Scombridae. Gene Ontology annotation, biological process: regulation of DNA-templated transcription. The transcript is spliced from 20 exons. The record is from RefSeq and is a predicted model, not a curated record.
UUGCACAUCUUCGUGGAGAGUUUAGCUUAUUUUAACCCUUUUAACUCAUGCUUUAUCACCACAUUUUUGCUGUAGAGUAACUACACGAUGCGGUAGCUCGGUUAAAUGUCUUAUAUUCAACAAUGCUCGUUUUUAUUUUGGGAUUUAAGGACGUUUACCGAGGCCUUGAAGCUGCCCUGCUAACUGGAUGCCGAUGAUUCAGCUGGAGAAGCCGGUGCUGACUGGUACCAUGCCGGUGGUAUGGCCCACCAUCCUCGACCUGGGCAGGGAUGAGUGCAAAAGAAUUCUCCGUAAACUGGAGCUGGAGGCGUACGCCGGAGUCAUCAGUGCCCUGCGAGCACAAGGAGACCUGACGAAGGACAAGAAGGAUUUGCUGGGAGAACUCACUAAAAUCCUCGGCAUCUCAACAGAGCGCCAUCGUGCAGAAGUUCGCAGGGCUGUCAAUGAUGAACGCCUCACCACCAUCGCGUAUCACAUGUCGGGUCCUAACAGCUCGUCAGAAUGGUCGAUUGAAGGCCGCCGGCUCGUUCCCUUGAUGCCGAGGCUCGUCCCUCAGACGGCUUUUACCGUGACGGCUAACGCUGUGGCCAGUGCAACAGCCAAUCAGAACGCCUCCCUUCUGCUGCCAGCGGAAACGGGAAACAAAGAAGUGGUUGUGUGUUAUUCCUACACAAGCACCACCUGCACCUCCACCAGCGCCACGGCAACCAGCGGCACCAUAGGAGCAACGGUGAAAUCACCGCGACCGCCGAGCCCUUCGUCCAAUGUGGUGGUGCUGCCCAGCGGGAGCACUGUCUACGUGAAGAGCGUGAGCUGCUCCGAUGAAGACGAGAAGCCACGCAAGCGAAGGCGGACCAACUCGUCCAGCUCGUCGCCGGUGAUGCUGAAGGAGGUUUCCAAAGUGUCCCCGCCGAUAUCCAAAAACAUCACGGUGCCGGUGAGCGGCAGCCCAAAGAUGAGCAACAUCAUGCAGAGCAUCGCCAACUCCCUGCCGCCCCACCUGUCUCCUGUCAAGAUCACUUUCACCAAACCCACCAUCCAGACCACCAACACAACCACACAGAAGGUGAUCAUCGUGACGACUUCCCCGAGCUCCAACUUUGUCCCCAACAUCCUCUCCAAGUCUCACACCCACAACAACGCUGCUUUGUCCAAGCUCGUCUCCACCUCCAUGCUGACCACACCCACCCAGAAACAGACGGUGGUCUUCCCCGCCAGCUCCAGCCCGGCCUCCAACCCCACCACAGUCGCCGUGACAACAGUGGUCUCCUCGACUCCUUCUGUGGUCAUGUCUACUGUUGCAACAUGUGCAGCUUCAGCUGGAGUGAAGGUAGCUUCAGCCAGGCUUCCUUCACCCAAGACACUGGUUGGGUCACCCACUCAGAUCCUGACCCAGUUCCCCAAACAGCAGUCACCCAAACAGCUGCAGCAGGGCUUGCAGAUGGGCUCUAGUGUAAGCCAGACCCAGACCACCACCGCCACACCCGGCAGCAAACCCACCAUUCAGAUCAAGCAAGAGUCUGGAGUGAAGAUAAUCACUCAGCAGGUUCAGCCCAGUAAAAUCCUGCCCAAGCCUUCAUCAGUGGCUUUGUCCAGCAGCAGCUCCUCGCCCAUCAUGGUUGUCAGUAGCAACGGAGCCAUCAUGACCACUAAACUGGUCACACAGCCCACAGCUUCCCAGGCCACCUAUACGAGACCCACUGUGAGCCCCAGCAUCGGAGCCAGAAUAUCAGCCUCCAGCGGUGGGGCCACCUACGUCAAGACCACCAGCGGCAGCAUCAUUACAGUGGUGCCAAAGUCUUUAGCCACACUUGGCGGGAAGAUCAUCAGCAGCAACAUUGUGUCUGGCACCACAACUAAGAUCACCACCAUCCCCAUGACCUCCAAACCAAAUGUCAUUGUGGUCCAGAAAACCACAGGCAAAGGAGCAACCAUCCAAGGACUUCCUGGCAAGAAUGUUGUCACAACACUUUUAAAUGCUGGGUUCAUAACCAGUGCUGCUGUGCGGCAGGGUGAAAAGAGCCUGCAGGCGGUUCAGGGCACCAAACCAGCAAUCAUCACCGCCUCCAGACCCAUCACCAAGAUGAUCGUCACCCAGCCCAAAGGCAUGGGCUCCGGAUCGCAGUCCACUGCCACCAAGAUCAUUCCAACUAAGAUCGUCUACGGCCAGCAAGGCAAGACACAGGUUCUCAUCAAACCUAAACCAGUCUUCCAGGCAGCGGUGGUGAGCGAACAGACCAGGCAGCUGGUCACUGAGACGCUGCAGCAGGUGACCCGCUCAGUAGACAUCAGCCAGGGUCAGACCUCAAGCCAGGACGGGUCAACGAAAGACGAGUCCGGCACUUUCACGGAACCGAGCAGCUUAGCUGGCGAGACUUCUCAUGGCAGCACCCAAGACCCUCCGCCUGUAGUGCAUGUGGUAACCUCCAGAGAGCAGGAUUGGACUGAGCAGGAAGUAGCCGUUGAGUCCAGCCCCACUAUCAUCUACCAGGAGGUGUCUGGAGGGGAAUCCCAGUCCGCCACUUCAACCAUCAAAGCCCUAUUGGAGCUGCAACAAACAGUGAAGGAGAAAGGAGAGUCCAAACCCAGGCAGCACACCAUCGACCUGAGCCAGAUGGCCGUGCCCAUCCAGCUGGCCCAGGAGAAGAAGCCCAGCCCCGAGUCUCCCAGGCCCUCGACCUCAGAGGCCGAGCCGAGCACCGAGUACAUCCCAGCAGGUAAAGUCAGCAGAGUGGGAGUGCCCUCGGAGGAUGACGUGGUCAUGUCGUCCUCUAGUCAGCUGCUGGGGAAGCCUUUCAAAAGCAUUAGCCAAGUUACCGUGGUAACCAAACCGGCUGCGGUCUCCUCUGCAGCCACAGCUUCACACGUCAGCCACAUGCCCUCUGAGACUAAGACCGAGACCGUGCUGGAGGUGGGCGAGCUGGAGGGCGACACCUUGGACCCCCAGACAGGCUUGUUUUAUCGCUCCAGCCAACCAACCACAGACCCAGUAAAGCAAAUCCCCCAUUCUGCGGGAGCUCAGCCGCCACCUUCCAGCCAGCCAGAGACGGAGCAGCAGAGCCGGCACAGCUCCGCACCAACCCAGCCACCUCCGACAUCGCUCCCGCCGCCACCGCCUCCGCAGCUCCAGAGCAAACCUCAAAUCAGCCAGCCUCCCUCUUCCUCCACUGCUUUCCCCUCCACCCCUCCUCUGACUAAGAAACUCCCUAAGCUACGAGAGCAGAGUCAGCCCAAACCCCAAACUCUAACCCAGAGCCCCAAAGACAGACCCCUGCCUCCACCAGCCCAGCCCGUCGCUAAGCUCAUCACCCCGGGCACGCCGACCAAACCCCUGGUGACACCGCAGCUCCCUAAGCUCCAGCAAGCACCCACGUCCCACCACAGGCCUCUGCACACUCCGAUGUCCCACCCUCCUCCGCUGCAGGCGCACCAUCCCGUCAGCACCGAAAAGACCGCCUCCAGCCAGCAGCCGAUCAUCACACAGAGCGCCACCGUCACCAAGAUCAGCUUCGGCAGCUCCCACCACUCAACGCCGGUCUUCAGCAGCGGCGAAGCCACCGCCAAACUGCUCCCAGAGUCCAGCUCUGGUCCCUCCGGAGAGAAGCCCUCUGUGUCGGACAUCCUGAAGAUCUCCAUGAUGGAGGCGGAGAUCGACCCGAGCACGGAGCCCAUGGUGGUGGAUUCCUCCAGCGACUGCGGCCCCCUGGGGAAAGCCCUGGCGGUCCAAGCCGUGUCAGGAACGCUGGACUCGGGCCAGUUCAUAAGCAGCUCCGGGGCCUCCAUGCAUCAUUCUCACACGAAGCCCCAACAGUUCAGCUGCAUGCAGGGCCUCACAGCACAGAGGAGCAAGGAGGACCUCGAGGUCAUUGAGGUGAUUCCUCAGUACUCUAUCCUGCCGGACUCCAGCCAGUCCAACGUGGUGGUGGAGCCCAGCGGCUUCCUGGAGAUUACCAACUACACCAGCCAGCAGCUGGAGGAGGACAGCCCCAUGGAACAGGAAGUGGACAGCAGCAACGACGAGGCCACGGCAGCCAGCCCGCCCGACCGACCGUAGUCGCUCCACAGCCGACGAGCAGCUUCCUGGCUUCGGACCCAGCAGACAAAGACGUGCUGACUGUUUUUUAUAGUGUUUUUUGUGUAAAAUAUAUUAGUUUGUUCUUUCCCUCCCUCCCUCUCUCCGCUCUACGAGAAAUCGCACAUGUUUUUUUAUUGCCAACGAGGAGCCCUGGAUGUAAAAAGUGGCAGCGAGGUGGGAGGAUUAGUUAUAGUCCAGUCCGAGACAUUUUGGGAAACAGCCUCUCCAAACAGACUUUAUUAUUACAGUGUGUCACCACGGUUACUUGCAGGACUUUUGCAAGACAGUCCACACAUUCAUGAAAUUAUUUGGAUUUUUUCCGAACCGUGCCACCCAACGUCAUUUCAAAAUAUACAGCUGGGGGUCGGACCAGCUGCACACGCUGUUUUUAAGAGGACUGCAUUUAUGUUUGUGUUGUUUAGUGUUUCCAAAAAAGAAGAAAGGAAAAUAAACCCCACUGACUGUGCUCACACAGACUUUUGUACAAAGUGACGUCUUCUUUUGAUGACUCGAAGGUUUUAUCAACAUAGGAAUUGUAUUUUCUUUUGACUGAGGUGCAACUUUGUAAGAGUAAAUCUCUUUGUGGGAUUGAAGUUUAGUUUUCAAAGGAGAGAACAAAGCUGGAGCAGAUUUUUGAAGUGCUGUGUGGAAAAAUAAAACCGAACCAGAAAAAAGGAAUCCUGGAGGAAGGAUUGAGUGCAACAUGUACGUUACUGAUCAUUUGAACUGAUGUAAAAAAAAAAAAGAAGAAAAA